CAGAUCCCGGCACGAGGCGGAAGUGUUUUACCGUGGAGGAGAGGGAAGGAGCUAACUGAGCUAACUGAGCUAACAAGAGCAGCUCCUCGGGCCAGCUUUACUGAGCUCCGAGUUUCAUUACUGAUCAGUUUCAUUACAGGACGCAGCUGAAGGGAGUGAGUUCGGUUCGUGCUCAAGAUGCCGAAGAAUAAAGGUAAGGGAGGGAAGAAUCGGCGGCGCGGUAAGAAUGAAAACGAGUCGGAGAAGAGAGAGCUGGUGUUUAAGGAGGAUGGACAGGAAUAUGCUCAGGUGAUUAAGAUGUUGGGAAACGGCCGUUUGGAGGCGAUGUGUUUUGAUGGAGUGAAGAGACUGUGUCACAUCAGAGGAAAACUCCGGAAAAAGGUUUGGAUAAACACGUCUGAUAUCAUCCUGAUCGGACUGAGAGAUUAUCAGGAUAAUAAAGCAGAUGUGAUUCUGAAGUAUAAUGCAGACGAGGCGAGGAGUCUGAAGGCGUACGGUGAACUCCCAGAGCACGCUAAAAUCAACGAGACAGACACGUUCGGACCGGGCGAUGACGACGAGAUUCAGUUUGAUGACAUCGGAGACGACGACGAGGACAUUGAUGACAUCUGAGACGGUGUGUGUCGAGGACGGCUGUGUUUACGCUGAGAGGACGAUCAUGCUCUCUUCUGAUUGGACAGAAUUUAUUAAACUUAUUCCCUGACUGACAAACUGGUGAUUAAUCUCUCUCUCUCUCUCGCUCUCUCUGUGACAGUUAAAUAACCCGUAUAAAUCACUCCCUCAUUUCAAACUGCAUAUUUUUGUUAGUGUUUUAAAGUAUUUAUAUUUUAUUUCACCAUAUGUGCUCGAAUUUAAGGCUCAAAAUAUGAAAUACACCACAAUUUCCAAUAAAAGAUUAAACCCA
This is a messenger RNA of Pangasianodon hypophthalmus (striped catfish), 904 nucleotides long. RefSeq names its product eukaryotic translation initiation factor 1A X-linked a (gene eif1axa). Gene Ontology annotation, molecular function: translation initiation factor activity; RNA binding. The record is from RefSeq and is a predicted model, not a curated record. Gene Ontology annotation, biological process: translational initiation. The coding region runs from base 178 to 612 and encodes 144 amino acids. The transcript has 7 exons. NCBI's taxonomy places the organism in Eukaryota, Metazoa, Chordata, Actinopteri, Siluriformes, Pangasiidae. Gene Ontology annotation, cellular component: cytoplasm.